Molecule: messenger RNA, 2094 nt
Organism: Symbiodinium necroappetens
Lineage: Eukaryota; Dinophyceae; Suessiales; Symbiodiniaceae
Source: the annotation of a GenBank genome assembly
AUGUUGGUGCCAGGCUACCAGCAUGUAGGGGAAGGUCGAGGCGAAUACGACGUUGAGCGAGUCCGCACCUUUAAGUUCUACAAGCCCAAAAUCCGAUGUGUUUGUUGCGGUGUAGUGCUGAUCCUACUUGGCCUGUUUGCGGUGCUCUACCACAUGGAGGCACAGGUGUUGCACCGGCACGACGAACCGCUUGGAGAUCCAUUUCCUUGCACUUGGACCAGCGGGACCGCCACGACGGUCAUGAGAACUCUCAUCGAAGCGGCAUGGAGGUGUGCAGAUUCUGACCAGAGGGCGGCCAGCGUGUCAGAGUCCUGCCAGGAGCUCUUGGAGCUGGCGCCCGUGGCGCAGAAGCUCUCGAAAGGUGAUCGGAACGGAAACGGCUUGCUGGAUCGUGAAGAGUUCGAGGCCGCAUUGGCUGAUGACAGCAGUGCCGCUGAUGCCCUGUGGUUCGAUGUUGAUGCAAACCAUGAUGGAAAGGUGGACGAGCAGGAGCUUCAAGACGCCGAACGGCGACAGCUGCUUCCCGCCACCUUGGUGGCAAUGCUUCUUGCCGCAGACGCGGACUCAGACGGCACACUUGGUCGGAAAGAAUUUCUCAGUGUUGCCAGGCCCUAUACAGAAGGCCCGUUGAUCAACAGUGUUGGCCAAGUUCCACCCGGUCGGCAUGCUUGGCAAGGACGCGGCAUCGAGGAUGCCAAGGCAGCAUGGUCGCUUCUGGACGGGAAUGGUGACGGCUUCGUCAACGACCAGAGACUGACUUCCAUUGCCGCUUGGGCGAAACUGCCUCCGCAAAUGUUGCUGCAGCUCAUCCCAGCCGGAGCAUCUUCCCUGUCCAAAGACGACUUCCUGUCAUCAAUGGUAGCGCUGCCAAGCGAGGAGUGGCCUCUCGAUCAGCAGACUUGGUGCUGCCAUCACAGAGGCAUGUGCUUCUCCACGACAACGACUCCAGUGCCUUCUGAGCCAUUGCGACCACAGUACGACUGCCACGUCGGUUACGACGACUGGUGGCAUCGCUGGGACUAUCGGAAGCAGGUUUGGUGUUGCACGCAUUAUGCACGUGGCUGUCCGCAUGGCACGUUUCCACCAAGUCUCGCGAGCUCUGCCCCAUUCGACUGCUCCGCAGGGUAUGCCAACUGGAGAAGAGGAUGGUCGGCUCAUAAGAAGACUUGGUGUUGCAGGCACGCCAACCGCGCCUGCUUCAUGUACAAUUGCAGCCGCAGUGAAGAUUGGCUAACCGACUGGACCUUCGCAAAGAAGGAGUGGUGCUGCAGACAUGCUGGCACCGGGUGCCUGAGCUCCACCUCUCUGGCUUUCGACUGCCAUGCCGGCUUCUCCAACUGGAGAGCUGGAUGGUCUAAUCCGAAGAAGGCUUGGUGCUGUAAGCACUACGAUUUGGCCUGCGCGAAGGAGCCCUUUGAUUGCAGUGCUGGUUCUCGGAAUUGGCAGAACGGAUGGUCGGCAGAGAAGAAGGAGUGGUGCUGCAAUCAUCACCAUGUCGGGUGCAAGAAUGGCGCGAGCCACACCUUUAAUUGCAGUGCUACAGAUGUCACCUGGAGUCCGCGCAAGCAGGCAUGGUGCUGCCUUCACCUGAACCUGGGAUGCCCUGACGACGAUGACGAUUUCAAUUGUGGUGUUGGUUAUCACCACUGGAGGUCGCACUGGUCUGAAGGGAAGAAGGCGUGGUGUUGCAAGCAUUAUCACCGCGGGUGUGAUUUUAACUGCAGCCUUUCGCCAACCUGGAAAACCUCUUGGUCUCCAGAGCGCAAGGCGUGGUGCUGUCAACAUAAGGGCUCCGGUUGCCCUGGCGAUGAGACGCCACGAUACGACUGCAGUACGGGAUCGUCUUGGCCAUCGGCAAAACAAGAGUGGUGUUGCAAGCACGAGCAGCGUGGCUGCGGGGCGAUGCACGAACUCUACAAUUGCUCCGGCACAAGUCAGCAAAGCUCUUGGUCAGACCAGCGGAAGGAUUGGUGCUGCAGGCAUCAUCGCCUUGGCUGUGAGUACGACUGUUCUGACUUCCACCUCCAAGAAGGGUGGUCCUCAAGCCAAAGGGAGUGGUGUUGCGAUCACAUGGGUUUUGGCUGCAGCAGGUAG